CUCUGCUCUGGGAUCACUCCUGGUGGUGUUUGGGGGCCCAUGUCGGGUGCUGAGCUAGAACCCGGCUCCGAUGAAUGCAAGCAAUGUGACCAUGGCCCAGCAUGCGUCCACCAUCAGGCCGCGCCGGAUCCAGAACCAGAACGUCAUUCACCGCCUGGAGCGCCGGCGCAUCAGCUCGGGCCGCGCGGGCACCCACUGGCACCAGGUGCGGGUCCUGCACCAGAACGUCUUCCCCAACUUCACCGUGGUGAAUGUGGAGAAGCCGCCCUGCUUCCUGCGCAAGUUCUCCCCCGACGGCCGCUACUUCAUCGCCUUUUCUUCCGACCAGACGUCGCUGGAGAUCUACGAGUACCAGGGCUGCCAGGCAGCUGAGGACCUGCUGCAGGGCUAUGCCGGCGAGACCCUGGCCAACGGCGGUGCCGGCGACCCGCGCUCCGCGGGCGUGCGUGGGCGCCUCUUCGAGCGCUUCUUCGCGCUGCUGCACAUCACCAGCGUGGCGGCCCACGGCGAGCACCUGAACCGGGAGUGCAGCCUCUUCACUGACGACUGCCGCUGCGUGAUCGUGGGCUCGGCCGCCUACCUGCCGGAUGAGCCGCACCCGCCCUUCCACGAGGUGUACCGCAACAGCGAGUCCGUCACGCCCAACCCGCGCUCCCCGCUCGAGGACUACUCGCUGCACAUCGUGGACCUGCACUCGGGCCGCCUGUGCGACACCCGCACCUUCAAGUGCGACAAAGUGGUCCUGUCCCACAACCAGGGCCUCUACCUGUACAAGAACAUCCUGGCCAUCCUCUCGGUGCAGCAGCAGACCAUCCACGUCUUCCAGGUGACGCCCGAGGGCACCUUCCUGGACGUGCGCACCAUUGGCCACUUCUGCUACGAGGAUGACCUGCUGGCCGUCUCGGCUGUCUUCCCCGAGGUGCGGCGAGACGGGCCGGCGGGCAUGGCCGGCCCCUUCCGGGACCCCUUCAUCAACUCCCUGAAGCACCGGCUACUGGUGUACCUGUGGCGCCGGGCCGAGCAGGACGGGAGCGCCAUGGCCAAGCGGCGCUUCUUCCAGUAUUUUGACCAGCUGCGGCAGCUGCGGAUGUGGAAGAUGCAGCUUCUGGACGAGAACCACCUGUUCAUCAAGUACACGAGCGAGGACGUGGUCACACUGCGCGUCACCGACCCAUCCCAGGCCUCCUUCUUCGUGCUGUACAACAUGGUGACGACAGAGGUGGUGGCUGUGUUUGAGAACACCUCGGACGAGCUCCUGCAGCUUUUCGAGAACUUCUGUGACCUGUUCCGCAAUGCCACACUGCACAGUGACGUGCAGUUCCCCUGCUCCGCCUCCAGCAACAACUUCGCCCGCCAGAUCCAGCGCAGGUUCAAAGACACCAUCGUGAAUGCCAAGUACGGGGGCCACACGGAGGCCGUGCGCCGCCUGCUGGGCCAGCUGCCCAUCAGCGCCCAGUCCUACAGCGGCAGCCCCUACCUCGACCUGUCUCUCUUCAGCUAUGAUGACAAGUGGGUGUCCGUCAUGGAGCGGCCCAAGACUUGUGGGGAUCACCCCAUCAGGUUCUACGCGCGGGACUCGGGGCUGCUCAAGUUCGAGAUCCAGGCGGGCCUGCUGGGCCGCCCCGUCAGCCACACGGUGCGGCGCCUGGUGGCCUUCACCUUCCACCCCUUCGAGCCCUUCGCCAUCUCUGUGCAGCGGACCAACGCCGAGUACGUCGUCAACUUCCACAUGCGCCACUGCUGCACCUAGGCCCCCUGCCUGGCCCCCUCCUUGUCUCGGGACCCAGAAGCAGAAUCGGGGCCUGGUGCCGCAUCUCCCGCGUGGACUGGGCCUUUGCUCUGCGCCACGGCAGCAGACUCGGGCCAUCGCCCUGGUGCGUGGCCGGGUGAAGCGUCCCCCGGCCCCUGCGUGCCGAGCACGGCCACCUCCUCCCUGCGCUGUGCCCAGCAGGGCCAUCUUUGUAAGGGAAUAAAGCGUCUGUAUUUUCUUAGCC
Molecule: messenger RNA, 1994 nt
Organism: Sorex fumeus (smoky shrew)
Lineage: Eukaryota; Metazoa; Chordata; Mammalia; Eulipotyphla; Soricidae
Gene: DET1
Product: DET1 partner of COP1 E3 ubiquitin ligase
Exons: 5
Coding region: 71-1750 (559 amino acids)
Biological process (GO): protein ubiquitination; positive regulation of proteasomal ubiquitin-dependent protein catabolic process
Cellular component (GO): nucleus; cullin-RING ubiquitin ligase complex
Molecular function (GO): ubiquitin-like ligase-substrate adaptor activity; ubiquitin protein ligase binding
Source: RefSeq, a predicted model, not a curated record